UCAGUCAGUCAGUCAGUCAGACAGACACACAUUCAGUCAGUCAAACAAACAUUUAGUCAGUCAGUCAGUCAGACACACAUUUGAGUGAAUGCUGGCGCGUCUUGGCUUGCCGCUGCUCUCCCCGAUAACAAUAAUUAACAUCAUAUACACUACAUAGACUACAAUGAGGAUCUAUUGCUUAUGGCUUGUACUUGCCUGGACUGUACUGCAUCUUGUACAGUCCGCAGUACUGUUUCAAUACUCUGCUGCUGAACUUUUGAGUUUCCGUCCAUGUUUAUAUGAUUCAACACCUCCUGUACUGCUUGCUCAUCCGGACAUCUUAUAUCUGCGAAGGCGGAAAUAUAUUCAUCGUGGCUCUCGGCGGAACUUCUGCUUUAAUAAAUCAAGUGAUAUAAAGUCAUUAUGGUCAGCUGUUCGACGCCCACCAAGGAACGCCGGUCGCCGCGCCGGUCAGCAUGUGCUGGUGAACCUCGCUAACUCGGCUACCAGACCAAGCAAAAACAGCACUGUCAGUUUCGGUCUUCUUAACAUCCACUCUCUUACGAGUAAAGGGCAUCUUGUGCAGGAUCUUCUUGCAAAUCGCAAGAUUGAUUUUCUCUGUUUGACCGAAACAUGGCAGCAACAAAAUGACUUUAUUGCACUCAACGACGCCAUUCCGCCAGGGUUUGUUUACAUCUCUCAACCACGUGAUUCUGGUCGAGGAGGAGGUCUGGCGAUAAUCUACCGUGAGAAGUGGAGACUGAGGUCAGUGAAUGUUUCUGUCUCCCACUCAUUUGAGGCUGCAGUUUGUCGGCUCUCUGGAUCUACUCCAACUAUUAUCAGCACUGUAUAUCGACCACCAAAAUUUAACAAGGAUUUUAUCCCUGACUUUUCUGCUUUUUUGAAUGAAAUAACUACUCUUUCACCAAAUAUAAUUCUUGUGGGGGAUUUCCAUAUUCACAUGGAUGAUGUUCACAACAACCUUGCUAAAGAAUUUACAUCUUGUCUGGAUAGCUUCGGACUGCAGCAACAUGUGAAUUUUCCCACGCAUAUUAAAGGACAUACUUUGGAUUUAAUCUGUUGUUCAGGUGUCUCUCCAGGCAACCUCAAUGCAGACUUUUCCAUGUACUGAUCAUCUGUUACUGUCCUUUAAUGUUGUUCUUCCACUUUUCAAAUCAAAAUUUUCACGUAUUAUAUCAUUCCAGAAAAUCAAGGACAUUAAUUUGGACAACUUGUCUUUAAGCAUUGCAAGUCUUCCUAGGGCUGACAGCUGUUCCACUCCAGAUAAUUUGGUCUCUCAGUACAAUAAUAGUCUCCAUAAUUUGUUGAAUACUUUUGCUCCAGUUAAGACUAGGACUGUUUCGUUUACUGUUACUGCACCCUGGUUCACUCCUUUUCUCAGGCAAUUAAAAGCAAAAGGACGACAGCUUGAGAGACUUU
Tachysurus fulvidraco (yellow catfish) is the source of this 1419-nucleotide messenger RNA. RefSeq lists its product as uncharacterized. The coding region runs from base 164 to 1111 and encodes 315 amino acids. The transcript has a single exon. The record is from RefSeq and is a predicted model, not a curated record. Gene Ontology annotation, molecular function: catalytic activity. Lineage: Eukaryota; Metazoa; Chordata; Actinopteri; Siluriformes; Bagridae.